UGUUUCGCUGCCAUAGUGACGAAUACUGCAACACACGCUUUUGCUAAAGGUGACAGUUGUCUGUGUACAGAAUUAAAAGGAGAACAGUAGUCAUGUCUUUUAGAGAUCUGAGGAAUUUUACAGAGAUGAUGCGAGCACUCGGCUACCCUCGUCUCAUCUCCAUGGAGAACUUCCGAUCUCCAAACUUCCCUUUAGUGGCUGAAAUACUCAUCUGGCUUGUCAAGAGAUAUGAACCACAGAUGGAAAUUCCUAGUGACGUGGACACAGAGUCAGACAGAGUGUUUUUCAUCAAAGCUGUGGCUCAAUUCAUGGCAACCAAGGCUCAUGUGAAGUUGAAUCUCAAGCGUUUAUAUCAGGCAGAUGGUUACGCUGUGAAAGAGAUGCUGAAAAUCACCAGCAUCCUCUACAACGCCAUGAAGACCAAAGAGAACACCACUGGUGACCAGAACCACGAUGAAAACAGCAAGUUCAAGUUUGACCUGGGCUCAAAGAUAGCAGAUUUAAAGGUGGCACGUCAGCUGGGUUCUGAGAUUACAGCAAAGGGAGCAGCUCUGUAUGACCUGCUUGGGCAUGAAGAGGACCUGAGAGAGAACAGGACGGCAGCGAUUGCCCGACCACUGGAGAUCACCGAGACAGAGAGAGCUCUCAGAGCAGCAGUGAAAGACGUUACGGAGAGCAUCCAGAUGACCAAGGAUCUGCUCAAUAACGUCUCGUCUGAUGAGGCGAGUCUGGAGGCCAAAAUCGAGAAGAAGAAACAGGAUCUGGAGAGAAACCAGAAACGUUUACAAACUCUACAGAGCGUACGUCCAGCGUUUAUGGAUGAAUAUGAGAAGAUCGAAGACGACUUGCAAAAGCAGUACCAGACAUAUGUGGAGAAAUUUCGAAACCUGAGCUUCCUGGAGCAACAGCUGGAGGACUAUCACAGAGCAGAGCAGGAACGGUUUGAGGAAGCAGAAAUUACAAUGAAAAUGAUACAAAACAAAUUAAAAGAGGAAGAAAAGAGACUCAUGAGGAGUGGAGUAGUGAGGGAUGAAGACUCCGAUGUGGACAUCCCAGAGGAUGAAGGAUCUGACAGUGACAUAGAUGACGGACAGCAGCUCAGACCACAUCCCACACGUCACACCCAGAUAUCAGGUCGAGGUGGAGCUCAAUUCAUUGGCAGUAUGAGAGGAGGAGACAGUGACGAGCCCAGAGUAAAGGAACGAGUCCGCCUAUCCGGCAACGGCCGGAAACAAAAGAGAGAAAAGGUUUUGCAUUCGGACAGUGAGAUCGAUGUUGACGAUGAUGAUGAAGAUGGUGAUGAAGAGGAAGAGGAGGAAAACGAGGAUCUGGAUGAAGAUAAUGACAGCCUCGAGUGCUCGUCUGCCAAACCUGGACGAUCAAACCGAUCAUUGAACCCGCAAAUCCUCGAGGAGAGCGAUAAUGAUUUUUAACACGUGCACACAACUGACAUGCAAUUAAUAAUUAUAUAAUGGCUUACAUGCAUGAAUCAUAAAUACAACAACAC
Messenger RNA from Myxocyprinus asiaticus (Chinese sucker), 1507 nucleotides. Its product is annotated as clusterin-associated protein 1 homolog. Gene Ontology annotation, biological process: cilium assembly. The coding region runs from base 93 to 1433 and encodes 446 amino acids. Gene Ontology annotation, cellular component: cilium; intraciliary transport particle B; centrosome. The transcript has 13 exons. Lineage: Eukaryota; Metazoa; Chordata; Actinopteri; Cypriniformes; Catostomidae. The record is from RefSeq and is a predicted model, not a curated record.